AUGCUGCAGGUUUUGUCUACCCAAGCGCAAACCUUGGUGGUCGAACUUGCAGACGCAAUCUGCCACAGCAUCGUCGUCAAAGAAAAUCCUCUCAUCGCCUGCCUCUCUGCUUCGUUUCGCAUCACCAUGAUUUCCGAUCGCGAUCUUUUCACGUUGGCCAUCUUCUUUGGCGCAGCCUCCAUGCUUCUCAUCGUCGCCUACCACUUCCUGGAGGCCAAUGCCGCGCCCAAUGCAGCCGUUUCCGACAAGGUGGAGCACGCAAAGUCCUGA
Ustilaginoidea virens is the source of this 270-nucleotide messenger RNA. RefSeq lists its product as uncharacterized. Bases 1 to 270 code for a protein of 89 amino acids. The transcript is spliced from 2 exons. Gene Ontology annotation, cellular component: oligosaccharyltransferase complex. NCBI's taxonomy places the organism in Eukaryota, Fungi, Ascomycota, Sordariomycetes, Hypocreales, Clavicipitaceae. The record is from RefSeq and is a predicted model, not a curated record.